Lactuca virosa is the source of this 1055-nucleotide messenger RNA. NCBI's taxonomy places the organism in Eukaryota, Viridiplantae, Streptophyta, Magnoliopsida, Asterales, Asteraceae. The record is from the annotation of a GenBank genome assembly.
ACCAAUCACAAAUCACACUUUUAGCAAGUCAACCAUCUCAUCUUUUCACUUUUAGCUUCAAAGAGUUCUAAAAAUGGUGAAGUUGGCAAUUGGUAGCAUCGAUGACUCUUUUAGUGCAGUUUCACUCAAGUCUUACUUGGCUGAGUUCAUUGCCACCCUUCUUUUCGUGUUUGCGGGUGUCGGGUCCGCUAUUGCUUAUGGUAAGCUCACAGCAGAUGCAGCACUAGAUCCAGCUGGACUAGUUGCAAUCGCAAUAGCCCAUGCAUUUGCACUCUUUGUUGGAGUCUCAAUAGCAGCCAACAUCUCCGGAGGCCAUUUGAAUCCAGCUGUCACCUUCGGAUUGGCUAUUGGUGGUAACAUCACCAUCAUAACCGGUCUAUUUUACUGGAUUGCCCAACUGCUUGGAUCCAUCGUUGCAUGUUUACUCCUACAAUUUGUUACUGGUGGCUUGGCCGUUCCAACACACGGAGUUGCUAGUGGGAUGAGCAGUAUUCAAGGAGUCGUGUUUGAGAUUAUCAUAACAUUUGCUCUAGUCUACACAGUCUAUGCCACCGCUGCUGACCCUAAAAAGGGAUCACUCGGAACCAUUGCACCCAUCGCAAUCGGCUUUAUUGUUGGAGCCAACAUUUUGGCUGCUGGAGCUUUCAGCGGUGGCUCAAUGAACCCUGCUCGGUCAUUUGGCCCUGCUGUCGUCAGCGGAGACUUCUCACAAAACUGGAUUUAUUGGGUCGGCCCACUUAUCGGUGGUGGGUUGGCUGGAUUCAUCUACGGUGAUGUUUUCAUUGGAUCAUACGAGACACUUCCAACCUCAGAGGACUAUGCUUAAGUUUUUUUAAUCCCUUUAUGCUUCGUUUGUUUCAGUUUGUAUUUCAUUUUUUUUGCUGAAUGGUUGAGGAUGUAACAUCCUUAUUGAUUAACGUUUCAAGAUUUAUGGAAGGCCGGGAAGACUUAAGAAUUGUAAAAUAAUAUUGUUUACACCGGAAUACAUACAAUCUUAAACUUGCCAUGGUUUCGUUUGGUCUCUUCAUUUCGAAAAAAAUUCAUGCUUGUAAAUU